Molecule: messenger RNA, 1565 nt
Organism: Lactuca virosa
Lineage: Eukaryota; Viridiplantae; Streptophyta; Magnoliopsida; Asterales; Asteraceae
Source: the annotation of a GenBank genome assembly
AUGUCAUGGAAACUGAGACCACCCAAUUUUCAAAAACCGACGCUAUGGGUCAGUUUUGUACUAGUGUUUCUAAGUGUACAGGAAGAUGAAGCUAAUCAAGAUCCAGGAAACCCUUCAUUGGAGCCUGUUGUGUGGGAGGCUGUGUAUAAGCAACAAGGAAGGCAUUCAUCAAUCUCUAAUAGGAUUGCUUAUCAAUGUUUGAAGAGAGACUUGGAAGAACGCCCAUUGAUGUCAGACGUCAUCAAAAUACUUGAAAGUGCCCUUGAAUAUCAACAACCCGGGUUGCCCCGGAAACCCAAGAAGCUUUACAGGGGAGCGACGCGAAGGCAAUCGGGAAAAUGGGUCGCGCAAAUCUGUAUACCCAGGACCCGGACCCGGAUUUGGUUGGGUACAUUUGAUACAGCUGAGGAAGCUGCGCUGGCUUACGAUACAGCUGCGUACAAGCUGCGUGGUGAUCACGCGCGACUCAACUUUCCUAACUUAUUUCAUAACGGCUCUCACAUCAGCGGCGAGUUCGGCGACUACAAGCCGCUUCACUCCUCCGUCUACGCUAAGCUGGAAGCGAUUUCCCGAAGAUUAGCGGAGGGGGAGAGCAUCGACGGCGGUAAAAAGAAACGUUCACGACAUUCAACGGGAGACGGUUUGGGCGGAGGGCAAGAGAAGUCGGGUGUCGAGAUAGACGACGGCUCGGCAAGUGACGGAUCUGACUGGUCUUCGCAGUCUUCGGACCUGGCGGAUCUGACGUUCACGGAGGAGGGCGGCUCUUUGUUUGGACUGGAGAAAUUCCCGUCGUAUGAAAUCGAUUGGAGUUCUAUAUAGUCUGUUCGUAGUUAUUUGUGUAGCCAAGCGUCAUCAUUUCACGCCCUUGACGGGCUUUUGUCAUUCUACAUCACAUAGCCCAGUUAUUUGACAAGCUCAACUAUCCUUCAUACGUUUACGCAUGACAAUUGGUCAUUUUAAACUUAAGGCUCAACUAUCCUUCACAUGUGUAGGGAUAGAGUUGUGAAGGGUUUCGGAUGUUUUUAGAGUUACGAAGGGUUUUGGAUGUUUGUUGUAGGUAUUUUUUUUAAGAUUAAAUUACACGAAUGGUCCCUAUGGUUUGGGGUAAUUUGCAUGUUUGGUCCCUAACUUAUUUUUUUAACUCGGAAAGUCUCUACUUGUUGUUUUUGUUGCACGCUUAGUCUCUGUCUUACCUAAAAAGACUAUUUUGCCCUUGAUUUUUUAAUUUAUGUAAAUAAACACACCCUCAACCCCACUUCCACCUCACUUUACCUUACCUUACAUACCCCACCUUAUUUAAAUAAAUUAAAAAAUCAAGGGAAAAAUAGUUUUUUUAGGUAAGACAGGGACCAAGCGCGUAACAAAAACAAACUGCAUGGACCUUCUGAGUUAAAAAAAAUAAGUUAGGGACCAGUAAUGCAAAUUACGCCAAACCAUAGGGACCAUUCGUGUAAUCUACUCUUUUUUUUAGGGUUUCGGGAUUUUAAAGAAUCCAUGAUUUUAGUUUUACAGAGAGAUAGAAGAUGUAUUUUUUGGUCAUGUAAAUUUUGGAUGAUAAAGUGUAU